This is a messenger RNA of Danaus chrysippus (African queen), 483 nucleotides long. The record is from the annotation of a GenBank genome assembly. Lineage: Eukaryota; Metazoa; Arthropoda; Insecta; Lepidoptera; Nymphalidae.
AUGAACUCGCUGGUGGUGUUGUUUUCUGUUAUGGCGCUAACAGCUGCCAAGCCUUCCGGGCUCAUACAAUCUGAGGUCAUAAGCUACGCUGCUCCAGCUGUAGCUCUAGCUCCUGCUGCAGUAUCACACCAGUCGCGGAUAGACAUUAAAUCAUCUCCAGCUGUGAUUUCUGAAAAAAUUAUUGCUCCUGUCGCUCGCACUGUAGUGGCUGAACCAGCUAUUGUUGCUGCUCCUGCAUCUUAUGUCGCACCUGCUGCUUAUGCUGCUCCAGCUGCUAUCGCAGCCCCAGUAUCAUAUUCCUCACCAGUUGCUUAUGUAGCUCCUGGAGUCUACUCUGCUCCGAUUGCCGUCGCCCCAGCAGCAGUUUCUUCUCAAUCUCGUUUGGACAUUAAGUCAUCCCCAGCAGUAAUAAGCACUAUUGCCUCUGCCCCCGUAUUGAGUGCUUACAGUGCAUCAGUUCCCGCCAUUUAUCCAUCAGAAUAG